Fraxinus pennsylvanica is the source of this 492-nucleotide messenger RNA. Lineage: Eukaryota; Viridiplantae; Streptophyta; Magnoliopsida; Lamiales; Oleaceae. The record is from the annotation of a GenBank genome assembly.
AUGUCUCCUUUUGAUUCGGCGAAGAAAUUGUCAUUUUCUCGCUACAGAAGGGAUGGAUAUUUGGUAAUAGUAUAUGAGAGGCAUGAUAACAUGAAGGCUGUAAAAGUUUCAGAGAACGGGGUUCUGCAAAUUUGUUUCGGUGUAUUCAAGCAUUCGGAUUGGAUUGGGAAACCAUUUGGUUCCAAAGUGUUCAGUAAUAAGGGUGGAUUCGUGUACUUGUUUGCCCCAGCUGCUGAGCUAUGGACUCUGGUUCUAAGCCACAGUACCCAAAUUUUAUAUAUUGCCGAUAUUAGUUUUGUUGUCAUGUACUUGGAGAUAGUUCCGGGUUGCCUGGUUCUUGAGUCGGGCACUGGAAGUGGAUCAUUGAAGUUCGAGAAGGGAACUUGCGUAGCUGGCAAGAUAAUGAAGGUGGUUCCAUGUCUUCUAAGAUCCGCAAGAAGAGAGAACGCUCCACACAUGGGCUCGAAAAUGCAGGUUCUUUGGCCAUCAUGA